This is a messenger RNA of Symbiodinium pilosum, 718 nucleotides long. The record is from the annotation of a GenBank genome assembly. NCBI's taxonomy places the organism in Eukaryota, Dinophyceae, Suessiales, Symbiodiniaceae.
AUGCGGAGCUCCUUCUUGUACGUUCACCAACUCAGCGACUUCUUUGAGAACGGCACACCUUGCCGCCUUGAGAAUGAGGAAGCCGAUUGCUGGAUUGGAGCUUACAUGAUCUAUUCCAAAGCCCUGAUGUUUACCAUCAUGCACUCUUGGCAGAUUCCGUAUCUCAUUUGUGGCCUGCUCCUGCCUUCGAGGGUGUGCCUCGGGAGGCUGUGGGUGGGAUUGGCGCUCGUUCAGCUGACCAAGGGCAUCUCCGAUUUCGUCACCGUCCUACCUGCCCAGGCCGUUCGCGUCCAUAUUGGCAACCCAGUGCCGUCCGACCUGGUGCUCUACACAACACUGCAUGGACUUUGCAGUUUGGUGACUGGGCUUCUUCUUCUGCAGCCUGGUUUCCAAAGGUGGGUCUACUUUCGAUUGCUUUCGGCCGGGGGCGCCUACACGGCGGCCUCGAGUGUGGCAGCCUUCUUGGGCAGUCAGACCAGCCGAAAGGUCAUGGAGUUGGCGCAGGAUACGUGCCGCUUCAUAUCUCUGGACAAGGUUACGGAGAAAGACAUGAUCAGCUCUAGCCCAGAUCCAGCUUUGAAGAGGCUGUCUACACCCUGCCAGCUUCAGGACAUUGAUGCCUUCCUAUCUCACAGCUGGCAGGAUGCUUGUGGCCGAAAGUGGGAGGCUCUUCAGGCGUGGCGCAAAUCCUUUAAGAUGCACCAUCAGCGUGAACCCC